Molecule: messenger RNA, 200 nt
Organism: Prorocentrum cordatum
Lineage: Eukaryota; Dinophyceae; Prorocentrales; Prorocentraceae
Source: the annotation of a GenBank genome assembly
GCAAUCGUGUUCCAGCACGGCGAGCGAAUAACCCUCCACAUCGGCGACAGGACAGCGGUCGGGUUGGGCCCCGACGCGAGGAGAGCCCGCAAGCAGCUCCCCGCCGCGGCUCAGGCGAGCGGCUGCAAGGCCGACGCGCUGUCGAAGCGCAGCACCGCGUUCAUCUCGCCGUCGCGGGUGAGCUCCACCUGCUCCUCGAG